ACUACAUUUCCCAAAAUGCUCACUAAGAGUGACAAUUAUUACGUCAUCAAAAUGCGCCGUUACCCUGGCAACGCUUUUCACCCUUCGGUUAUAGCCAUUUUGCGAGCUUCUCAAGUCCUCAAAGCUCGCAAAAUAUCACAUUUGAUGCCAAAAAUAAGCUCAGACACGCUGUGGGAGCAGGCUGCGGCGGAGGUCCACAGUCUGGAGGCUGCAGGUGAGGAGGAGGUCUGCGAGAGGACCGUGUUCCUGAUGGGGAGCAAGGCGGGGGGUAAAACGUCCAUUCUGCUCAGAUGCCUCGACAGGGAUGAAACAUCCAAGCCAACUCUGGCGCUGGAGUACACUUUUGGCAGACGGGCCCGGGGACACAACACACCCAAAGACAUAGCACACCUCUGGGAGCUGGGAGGGGGGAUCUCUUUGUCAGACCUGGUCCAGAUCCCCAUCACUCCUGUCAGCAUCAGGUCUCUCUCUGUCAUCCUCAUUCUGGACCUGUCUAAACCCAACGCCCUGUGGGGAACCAUGGAAAAGCUGCUGCAGGCAGCACAAGCUCAGUUGGAGAAAGUCUCCUCCCAGGCACAACAAGCACAGAAAGCCAAACCUGGAGCCAAACACCAGACCCCUGUCCACUCAGCAGCACGCGUCUUACCUAAAGACUAUCCUGACAGAGAGCUGAUCAGUCCCUUUCCUGUUCCUCUGCUGAUCAUUGGCAGCAAAUAUGACAUCUUCCAGGAAUUUGACUCUGACAAGAAGAAAGUGGUUAGUAAAACACUGCGUUUCGUUGCCCACUACUACGCAGCCUCUCUUAUUUUCACGAGCAUCAAGUCGGAGAGCCUAAUGUCAAAAACCAAGAGCUUCUUCUCCCACCUGGCUUUUGGUCUGGACAGAGGGAAGAAUGUGUCCUGUGACUCCACCAAGCCUCUCAUCAUUCCAGCUGGCUCUGACUCCUUCAGUCAAAUAGGUUCCCCUCCUGCCAGUGAUGUAGACAUUUCUUCUCUGCAUGCCAAAAACCCAAAAGACCUCUGGAGGAAAGUCUACGAGCGUGUCUUCCCCCAAGAGAAUACCAGUGAGCAGAGGGAACUAAAGGAUCCAGCCAAAGACCAACAGUACAGUGAGCCUCAGAUUGAUGCCAUGAGAGCCCAGAAAGACCAGGAGUUGGAGCAGUAUAAGAGGAACGCAGCUAAGUCGUGGAAAGGACUGGAGCUGGAGACAUGAAAGAUAAUCGGCUUCAUGGUCACACACACAUAACACCACAUAUCAUAUUAAUGUAAAUACAUUAUACACUUUGCUUUAUUUAUUUCAUUUUGUGUCUAUUUUAAACAUAACAAAACUACUUGUAUACUUAUGAUACAAAUGUGUUUUAAAAAAUAAACAAUUUUACAUUAUUAGAAUAA
Messenger RNA from Sebastes umbrosus (honeycomb rockfish), 1391 nucleotides. It is a transcript of the gene dync2li1, whose product is annotated as dynein, cytoplasmic 2, light intermediate chain 1. Bases 16 to 1212 code for a protein of 398 amino acids. Gene Ontology annotation, cellular component: axoneme; cytoplasmic dynein complex; ciliary basal body. NCBI's taxonomy places the organism in Eukaryota, Metazoa, Chordata, Actinopteri, Perciformes, Sebastidae. The transcript is spliced from 13 exons. Gene Ontology annotation, molecular function: dynein heavy chain binding. The record is from RefSeq and is a predicted model, not a curated record. Gene Ontology annotation, biological process: intraciliary retrograde transport; intraciliary transport involved in cilium assembly.